Sesamum indicum (sesame) is the source of this 1059-nucleotide messenger RNA. Lineage: Eukaryota; Viridiplantae; Streptophyta; Magnoliopsida; Lamiales; Pedaliaceae. The record is from RefSeq and is a predicted model, not a curated record.
UCAGCCCAGCAGCAAACUUCUUGUGAUCUUUCUCUUCCCCCACCCCUGCAAUUAAUACAUCUUCUGGCCUCAGGAUUUAAAACUUAUCUUCCAACACAACCCCCUCCUCUUUAAUACAAAAUUCAAUUCAGCUUCUCCAUUUCUCUCAUACAUACAUACCCUAUUCAACACUCUCUCCCUCCUCCAUAAUCAAUUCUCAAAUUAAAGAGGGUUUCUGUCCUUUUAUGUCUUCAAACAUCUGCCCUCUUAUGUAUAAAUUCCCCCUCCAGGCCAUGAAAUCCACAGCUGCAUCAGAAGCAACAAGUCUCUCAAGAUUCAUCCAGUUCUUUUUCACAUAGUUCCUGCAUGCAGUUUAAGUCUCUGUUGAAAGGGGAUAGUGAAGAGUUGGGAAGAAUGAACUACAAUUACAAAGAUGAGAGCCCAAAACUUGAGCUGAAACUCAACUUAUCCCCACCAAGGGAUCGUCGGUACAUGCUGUCACCCAAUGGGGCGAUGUCUCCAACGGAGGCAUCGCCACGAACCUCGUGUGUGUCCCAGGAAACAAGCCCGGAUGGGAACCGCCGCUACUCAAGCAGCCCAGAAGCUAGUUCUAUGAUGCUGGUGGGGUGCCCUCGGUGCCUAAUGUAUGUUAUGCUAUUCGAGGAGGAUCCCAAGUGCCCCAAAUGCAAGAGUACUGUUUUACUUGAUUUCCUGCAUGAGGACAGGUCCAGGAGACUCAAGAACUGAAGCAGUAGUCAUCUGAAUCAGCUCUUUUCAUGUAUUAAAAUCUUGGUUUUGACCACUUAUGUAGUAUUUUUCUAGGUUCUUUGCUCUGUCCCUGUCUCUCUGGUUUUCACUAAUUUUUUUUGGGUUUUCUGGUCCCCCUUUUAAUGGAACUGCCUUUGGUUGCUGAAGAAGGCAGAAGAAAAGUGAAAGACUUUAGAGGACUUUCUGUUGGCUGGUUUUUGUAAUAUUUCUAGGUGUUGUUUGUUUUCCUGUAUAAUAGCAAAAAAAUAGACCCUUUAAUGUACUUAGUGUUAUUCUCCAUACAUCUAAAAAACUCUGGAUUUUGGUUUCUAA